Molecule: messenger RNA, 5778 nt
Organism: Ceraceosorus guamensis
Lineage: Eukaryota; Fungi; Basidiomycota; Exobasidiomycetes; Ceraceosorales; Ceraceosoraceae
Product: ras GEF
Exons: 5
Coding region: 206-5611 (1801 amino acids)
Biological process (GO): Ras protein signal transduction; positive regulation of GTPase activity
Cellular component (GO): plasma membrane
Molecular function (GO): guanyl-nucleotide exchange factor activity
Source: RefSeq, a predicted model, not a curated record
UCCAUUCAUCUCUGACGAAUCUGCCUCACGCCUCACCCGGUUUUACAGCGCUUCGACCCGUGUUAGUCGUUCAUCGAACUAGGCUAUACGUCUCUGGCCUGGAAGAACGAGCGCCCGACGUCUACGCAGUGACGGUACUGCAGCACGCUACACUGCGAUCUUGUGCUCUUUUCGCAGCAGCGGUCAAGCGUGCGCAUCGAACCUCAUGCACAAGGCAGCUUCUUCCACAGCCUCUGCCGGGGGACCGAGCUCGACAAUUGCUGCAGGCUCAGUCGCGAGCCCAGAGAAGCGGCGACCUUCGGCUUUGGCGUUUUGGCAGAACAGAGCGAAUCAGCCGAGCGGACUCGACACACAGCCUGGUCAAGCGUCUGCGGUCAGUUCUGGCUUGCGCGGACGAGUCUCUGAGAGGCAACCAAGCGCCGAUGUGGCACCCCCUGACGGUGCUUUAGCCCAACGAGCGGACAAGCAAGGUGCCGAGCUUGGUCAGAAUUCGCCUUCUGGCGCUGCUGGGCGCAGUGACCCUGAACGUCCGACGCGAAACGAUUACAGUCCUGGCGAUCGGAUGCGCAGCUUGGACAUGAAGAGAGGAGCCAGCUCUCCGACGCACACAUCCGAUCGAAGCGGCAGUGAUCAAGGCGAAAAUUCCGGCAGUCCGAACGCAUGCAGCGCUCCGACUUCUAGAAGAGGCAGCCACGACAUCUCCAACAAUGCAAGCGCAUACCGCCAUCUCGGCGGUCAAAGUUCCCCUGGGCCUGGAAGAUCCUCUUCUCGUCUGUCCCGCUCAUACAGCGAGACAUCUGUGACAGAGCCGGAAGGUUCGACCUCUGGCUCGCGGCGGACCUCUUUGCGAAUGAGUGUUCCUUCUGAAGAUAGGAGACUCGAGGCAAACCGACCCCUAUCCCCUAGAGCUGUGUCGAGAUCAUCAAAAGCGAGACGGAUACUUAUCAGUGAAGCGCGCAAAAGACAGGAAAAGCGACGCAGCACCUCUCGCAAGGAUGCAGAGGACCAGGAAGAUGAGCUCGAUCCCCGCUCCGAUGGCGAUGCGGAACUCAGCGAAGAGGAAGGCGCUGAACUUUUUGUGGCAGGCCAGCGUCGACGCUUCAGCGAUACACUGGCAGCCGACGCGCAGGAUCUGGGUGCGCGCGCACUUGCGGAAGCGAGCGCGUCCCUUGCCCCUGUUCACGGGCUGAGAGGAGCCAGCGCCCUAGACGUUUCGCGGUCUUUGACACCUGGGGCGACGUCUAGCAGCACGACGUCUUUCCAUGAUGCGACCUCGAGCCCAGAAGGCAGCGUGGGGAGCGACAGCACUGCAGAUAGUUUGCAAGAUCGCUCGAUCAUGGUCGAAGCGCGCUCUACUCCUGUACAGCACUCGCCAUGGUCAAGCAACGUCAAACGUCGAUCUAGAAGGCAUGUGGGACGGGAGAGCGAGGAAGAAGACUCGGGAGACGAGCGGCCAGAGAGACUGUCCCCCAGACCUUCGGAAAUGACUUCGUCGUCGACUCUGCGUCAGGAUGCCCUUGAUGAUGAGAGGGACUACCGCGAACACUCUAUAGCUUCAGCAUCCCGCACUCUUCAGCAGACUAUGUCCGGCGAUCCUCUUCGACCGCACGCCGACGAAGACGGGCACGCAGUGGCUCAGCAAGAGCUGCUGCGGACUCCACCAUCGCGGAGUGACAGUGCAUCGACAAUAUUUGGCUCUUCCCUAGCUUCUCUGUCACCGCCGAUGUCCCCCGACGUCUCGACCGGUUCGGAGUACAGCAGCUCCAGCCGGAAUUUGCGACAUACCACAAAGAGUGGAGAGGGCGGCCCGCUCUUGCGACUCUCGAGACACGCAAAUCUGCCACCACCUCGACCUUCUCCAACGUUGCCGCCUCCUCCAACACCUUCUACCGCUACUCCUCGGACCAAUGUAGCUGCACAGCGAGCAUCUCCGUCGCUCUUCGACACUUCCAGCGAUCCACUGGCGCCCGCGAGGUUGCGCAGCCAAAGCUUAGGACACGCAGGCAAUAGUCUCGAUCGGCAGAGCGGUCCGUUGCUCUUGCCUUCAGACGCACCACUUUUGACUGCCAACGAGGCGGUCAGCCGAUCCCAGGGUAGCGGGCCCUCUAAUCGAGCGCGCUCGGGAGCAAAGGAUCAUCUGAUGUCCAGGACUUCCAGCGGUGGAUGGCGUUCUGGCAUUGCGAGCAGCUCUUCCAGUGCAGUGCACCUGCCUCCAACUAAAGAAGAGGAGCUACCCUUGGCAUUGACUACGGCUCCGCUGCCAUCUCUAUCACAUCAGGAGACCCAGGAGCGCACAAACCUCGAAGGAAUCCCAAGAGCUCGGGGCAGACCGAGAGGAGCUACCAUCGGUGCUCUCCCUAGUGGUCAGACUGCUGGCCUGGGUUCUCGGUACACCGCACCCGCUCGUACCCGGCCGCGCUCAAUGCUUGCGAAUGAAAUUCUCAUUCCUGGCGGACCCGAGAGAGCCGAAAGCGGCAGUGAGAGGGGAGAAAAUGCGCUUGAGUUGCCUUCAGACGCGUGCGCGUCUACGAGCUCACGCGGCGACGCGUCUGGCGUUAGCGCACCCAACGGUUCCUCGCAGUCGCGCCGAACAUCUAUCAGCACGCCAAGUGCCGCAACGACGGACACGAGCAUCGGAAGCAGCGACGCCAGUGCGCAUAACCUUCCAACGUUGGAUUUCAGCUUUUCACGCAUGCCAAGCCAUCCGGUCGAGGCGGGAGCGCUUUCUCCAGUCGUCACCACCCUCAACGAAGCAUCAGGUGGUAGAAGCUCAAAAAGCAACAGUAUCAGUCACAGCGCCGACGAGCAAGCAGAAGGGCGAGAAACGAGAUCGAUGAGCAUCACUUCAGAGACUGCGCGAACCCAGCCACUUCCAGUCUCAAACGCGGGCAACGGGUACCACACUCCUUCAAGUAUGAUCAGCGGUGGACGCAGCCGAAGCGGCAGCACCGCCAGCCUCCUGCAGCAAGUACAGCACCCGCGCUCGCACGCCAGCUUCGUCAUCGCCGUGGUGGGUCACGCAGGCUCGGGCAAGUCGACGGUCAUCAAAAAGGGUUUGCGUCAAUUUGGCCUGUCCAAGCCGCAAAUUCUUUCGGAAAAGAUUGCUUCUCAUUCUACGUUGUGCAUUGUGGACCAGGAACAGCGCACGAUCGAAGUGCUCGAGAUAGAUGCUAUGGUCCUGCUCAAUGGCCCGAACAAGCGCUUUGCGUGGCCAAAGUUCCUUCCGCACAUCGACGCUGUCAUUCUUUGCUAUGACGCGGCACACGUGUCGUCGUUCCGUGGAAUGUCCGAAUUGCUGGAGAAUUUCGCGAUGCAAGAAGUCUGCACUGUGAUGCUGGCAUGCAAAUCAGAAAUCUUCCCCAAGAAGGUGGAUCCGUACUACGCCUCCGACAUGGCUGCCGUGUACAAUGUAGGCCUUGCGGAGUGUAGCGUGCAAAGCGAAGAGGGCAAGAAGCGGAUGCGAGACUGCUUUUCUUACCUUGUGAAGGAGGUGGCGAAAGCGCGAGGCAGCCGAAGGUCCAAUCCAGACUCGCUGGGUAUGGGAAAUGCCAGCCGCAGCUACUCGGAUCUGCCCGCGAGUGCGUCGAUGAGCUCAUCGGGCAGCCAGCACACCAGUCCUGCACUCAGCUCCGGCGGCUUCUCGUCCUCAGGAGCAGCCGACAACAGUGGCCUUGCUCGAUCCGUCCAGCAGCAGUUGCACGUACAACAAGGGCACGCUCACAAUGCUGUGCGCGCCGGCAGUACCCGAAAGAUGAGCGAUGCGACGGUGGCUUCGAUGGACGCGCCGUCCUUCGCUGGCAGCCACGACACGGAAGACGACGCUGCAUUCCAGCAGAGCAUCUCUAAAGCGCAACUUGGACUGCAAAGCGCCAAGUCCGCGGGUGGCUACAUUAGUAUUGAAGAGCUGUGGGAGCGCCUCUUUGUCGGUGCGGUGACGGGUGACGACGAGAAUUUCUUGCCCAUGUUCAUGACCUUCUACAGAGGCUUCGCACGCCCAGUCGAGUUGCUGCGCCAAAUCAUUUCGCGCUUUGACAAAUUGGCCGAGAGCGAAGCUUCCGAUGGCAUCGUGCCCCGCUUCUCUAUGAUGCGCUUGACUGCAAUGCUUGGAAGCUGGAUGCGAGAAUAUCCCGGCGACCUUUCGGCCUCAGAGACCUUCGCUCAACUCUGCGAUUUCUUCGAUCGCUUGUUGCGUCACACCGCCACGAUGCACGUUGCUGCACCUCUGGAGCCCCUGCUCGACACUGUGCGCCUUUCUGUGGAUCCCGAUGCCGCAUGGAGCAAGAAUCAGGACAAUGACAAGCCUCGUUCUGUCGCAGCCGAUGUGCCGCCCGUCAGACCUAAUCUUCCUGCAGGCAGGACCGGCGCCAGCAACGACAGUGCCGUGCACGCAAACGUGGCACACCUCGCCAACGAGUCGUACCAAGAGAUGAACCGACUGCGAGCCUACUCGGACAGCUCUGGCAACAGCGCACCGCUGCCAGAAGCUGCUGUCUCUGGUGAAAGCAACCAGCAUCUCUCCCGUCCAGACCUGUCUUCGAGGCAUCGCAGCGCCUCUGACGCCACUGAAUCGAGCGAAGGUCAGCGCAGCGGGACUGGCAGCACGACGACAAGCUCCAACUCCAUCCCGCGCCUACCGGCAGCACCGAGUCAGGAGGCCAUCCAGAGUGCCCCGUCUCUGCAUACGCCGGCACCAUCACUCGUAUCGCCAUCGAAGUUGUCACAGUCAACAACCCCCUCGACGCUCUCCAAGCUCUCUUCUGGGCCGCUGGAGUCAUCUGAGGGCCUUACGGGGACACGUAAAUUGGCGCUUCGCAGCGUGUCCAACGCGCUGUGCGAUCUGCACGAGGAUUCGAUCGCUCAAGAGCUCACUAGGAUCGAAUGGGGUCUGUUUUGUGCCAUCCGACCCCGGGAUCUGCUGCGUCACAUUCUAGUGGCGAGAGAGCUGCGAGCGAAGGACGGUCCAGUCGCUCGAUCUAUUGCCCACUUCAACUACGUGUCGUACUGGGUCUGCACCAUGAUUCUGAUGCAAAGCAAGGCGAAGGUUCGCGCCAAGAUGCUAGAGAAGUUCAUGAGGGUGGCGUCCCUGUUGAGGAACGUCAACAACUACAACACGCUCCAUGCCGUGCUUGCUGGUCUCGGCAAUGCCUCAAUACAUCGACUCAAGACUACUCGAGAUCUUCUCAAUGGCAAGCCUGUCAUCAAGUCUUACCAGAGUCUCGCUCGCUUGAUGGGCAGCGAUCGAAGCUUUGCUGCUUACCGAAUGGCGUUGGAUAAUUCUGAAGGCCGUACAAUCCCGUACCUCGGCGUGCAUCUGCAAGACAUUCUGUCUACCUCCGAUGGCAACCCAUCGAAGCGCGCCAGUGACGGCAUGAUUCACUGGCGCAAGUUCAAGUUGAUGGACGAAGCAGUGCAGGCUAUCACGCGAUGCCAAAAUCACGACCCGCCAGCUGGUCGGAGCAACACCAUGAUCGAGAAGCUCAUUUUGGACUUGCCAGUGCUGGACGACGAUGUAUUAUACGCUCGGUCGCUAGCUGUCGAACCACGGGCAUCUGCGCAUGCUGGUCCUACCCUGACAUCGAGCAAGAUCAAGGAGUUCUUCCACGCGAACUGAGAUCGGCGCAUGUAGGACCAUUUCAGCUUUCUUGACGGGCCUUGAGUCCAACGUGCAUGAGCCAGGGCUCCACCAAGGGCGCACGUUGCUCUCAGCUCGAACUCAAUCACUCCUGGCGACCAUCCUUCUUUCCUUCCUCACCUCACUCUUACCCAUGAUUUUCCCGC